AUGCAUCUUCCGGAGGAUUUGGUCCUGGAGAUACUCUCUAAGGUUCCGGCUGUAUCUCUGGCACGAUUUCGAUCGACUUGCAGAAGAUGGAACGCUCUGGUCGUCGAUGGAAGCUUUGCUAAGAAGCACUAUGCGUACGGUCCAAGGCAGUAUCCUAUAGUUAUUAUGUUGAUCGAGUUUAGGGUUUAUUUAGUGAGUAUAGAUCUCCAUGGAAUUAACAAUAACAACGGUGCCCCAUCUGCGAAGCUAACAGGUCAAUUCAGCCUAAAAGACCCUCUUUCUAAUUCUUCAGAAGAAGUUGAUAUACGUAACGCCUUUCACUGCGACGGCUUAUUGCUAUGCUGUACCAAAGACAGGAGAUUGGUUGUUUGGAAUCCAUGUUCAGGGGAAACCAAGUGGAUCCAACCCAGAAAUUCCUACAAGGAAUCAGACUUAUAUGCCCUAGGUUACGAUAACAGAUCCUCCUCCUACAAAAUCUUGAGGAUGCAUCCCGUUGGUAACCCAUUUCACAUUGAGUCCGAAGUCUAUGACUUUGCUUCUCAUUCGUGGAGAAGUGUUGGUGUGACUACCGACUUCCACAUACAAACGAAUGAGAGUUAUGGCAUGAAUGUCAAGGGAACUACUUACUGGUUUGCUCUUAGUAAAGACUGGUGGUCAUCUGACGAUCGUCGUUUCUUACUAAGUUUUGAUUUUUCAAGAGAGAGAUUUCAAUGUCUGCCUCUUCCGGCGGAUGUUAAAAAUCUACAUCUUACUGUGGUUUUAUCGGUGACUAGAGAAGAGCAACAACUAUGUAUGUUUGCUACUCUUGGCGCUGGUAAUGUAUACAAAUUAGAUGUAUUCGUAGCAACUAAGACAGAGGAGACUACGGGAGAACUGACAUGGACCAAGUUCCGUCGUUUUCACUCUAAGAUUUGUAUAAAUGUCUCGGCCGACCAUGAGAAGAAAGUUUUAGUGCCUCACCAUAUACUCCUACCCUACUACAACAUCUUACACAUUGUGGGAGAGGAUAUAUACAUAAGACAAGUGAAUAAAGAUGGAGAUAUCGGAUGCCCAAUUCUCCUUACUUAUGUUCCAAGUUUGGUUCAAAUCCAGCAAGGUAUCUAG
Molecule: messenger RNA, 1104 nt
Organism: Arabidopsis thaliana (thale cress)
Lineage: Eukaryota; Viridiplantae; Streptophyta; Magnoliopsida; Brassicales; Brassicaceae
Product: F-box and associated interaction domains-containing protein
Exons: 1
Coding region: 1-1104 (367 amino acids)
Source: RefSeq, marked reviewed